UGCUUGGCUGGGUGGUGGUGGGGAGUUGUGAGGUUGGGGGGAGUUUCUGUAACAACCUCCCCCAGGCUGACAACUCCUCUCUAUCCUCUCCCUCCACUUUAGCUGAGUGUACAGACCCCAAAAAGAUGGGAUGGCCGGGGAGCAGGCCAGGCUUGGCUGCUUUGUAAUCAUACCUGGCCCCAAAGGUUCAUUUGUUAUUACCGAGUAUCUAUUCUGUGCCCAGCACUGUGUGGCUGCUGGUUACAGCCAUGAACAAAGAUCAGUAGUCUUCAGGGAAAAUCAUUUAUUUUUCAUGAGGGAAGUGGAUAAAAACAAAUAAGUAUACAUCAGGGCUAACCAUUGGAAAGCCAAGUAAUGCAGGGUAAGUAAAUGGAGAGACCAAAGGGAGAGGUUGUUUUCAUAGGGAGGUCAGGGAAACUGGUGGCUGUGUUUCAAAUUCAUGUUUCCCCAACUUGGAGCCUAGUAGACAAUUCUGGGCCACGGGUAAUCCGUGCUGCCAUUGUGCAAGCCUAGUGAAGCCACGAGGCAAGGGUUGGGUUUCAAAGUCUAGGGUCUUUCUUGGUUGCACGUGGUUGUGUAUGUCAAGGCUCACUUCUCAACCCUCUGGGCCCAUGUCUGAUCCAUUCUGCAUUCCCAGAAGCCGUGUCUGGGUCUGGGACAGGGCAGGCUUUUGACGCUGCUUGUUCAGCAUGGAGGAGCCUCCAGGAGAAGGGACAUCAAGGUUCAGCCUAUCAGAAGCCAGCUUUGUGGCUUGAAGCUUGAGGCAGAGCUCAACCACUUCCCUGUCUUGCUCAUGGGGAAUCAGAGACAGUUGGAACCCAGUGAAAGGCUCCAGAUGCCUCCCUGGCUAGACACCACAGGCCUGAAGGUUUGGGGCUUGGAAGGAGGCCUUGGCCACAGUGACCACUUCUCUCACUGUGGCUCAAGCCUCUGCUCCAGGCAUGGCAGGGAAUGGGGUGGGGUGAGCAACUGGGAAGUAUAAGGCCUGCUCCAGGCUGUCAGAGGCUGGUCAGUGGCUCCUGGGCUCUUUCAGGGCCUUAUCCAGUGGUUGUCACCGGGAACAGACCAGGAGCACUGUGAGUCUCUCACCAUGGCUACCACACCUGGGUGGGCCCUGGGCUCCCUCCUGCCCACCCUUCUGCUGGGACUCACAGGUGAGUCCUCAUUCCUGUCCAGAGAGACCCUCAGGGCAGGCAAGGAGACCCCCAGGAAUGACCAAAUCCAGCCACCGUGUCUUCCUGAAGGGAGACAGGCUCAGAAGAUGUGACCGAACUGUUUUCCUGCCAGUCAGGUGCUAUUUUUCAUCUUUUCUUCAAUGUAGACCUUGUGGAUAAAGGGAGUUGGUGGGAGCUGGGGGAUCAGAGGAGGAAGUGAACUAAGGGUGAGGGGCUCAGGGGAGGUCAGGAGGUAAAAGGAGAGCCUACCUCCCAGUUUUCCUGAUGUCAACUCUAGUCUGGGUGGCUACCUGUUCUGGAUCAGAAAGGGUGUAAGGGUGGAAAAGACAGACAGAGAGAAAGAAAGAGAGAGAGAAGUUGCCAGAGUGAUGGAGCCUCCAGCAUUGGAGACAUGGAAGAGUCCUGGACCCAAAGUCAGACCGGCCUUCUUACCCUCCUUCCUUAGCCACUGAUAGGCUAUGUGACCUUGAGCAAGUCACAAGACCUUUCUGAGUCUCUGCUUCCUCUUCUGAAAGUGGGGACAAUAAUACCAGCCUCCCAUAGCUGGGAUGUGGAGGAAAAGAAGCAUACAAGGCUGAAAGUGUUUUCUGAACCACAUGGUGCUGUGUGCAGGGUGGGUGAUAAAGGCAGAGCACAGUCCAGAAGAUACCAGAGCUGUGUGCUAAGAGGAUGAGUUCCUAUGGCCAUCUGCGCUGCCCUCUGCCUGUCAUCCUGCUUGUCAUUGGUUGUUUAUUUGCCUUUCCCCUGCACCUGACCAGAUGCUUCUCAAGGGUAGGGAUCCCGUCUGACUCAUCUCUGUGGUCUCAGCACCCAACUCCUGACCUGGUGCAGAGCAGGGGCUCAGGGAAUGCUGCAAAGACUUGGGGAGGUUCCUGCUCCAGAGCUCUGCAGGGCUGUCCUUAGGAGGAGGGGUGAGUCUCAUCCUGCAGUUUUCCUGGAAAAAUUCUGGGAGACAGAUCUCAGGUUAUACCCCAGAAGCAGGAAAUAUUUUGUCAUAGUCCUAGCUGUGUGUGAGGGUAAAUGGAGCUGCUUCUCAUGGAGAGCGUUCUCUGUCACUGGAGGUAAGCAAGCAGACGACGGGGGUCUAGUGAGGUAUUGAUGGGAGGGACCCGAGUAGGAAGGCCAACCAUCCCUGUUGGGGUGAUUCUUGACUUUACAUUCAAGUCCUUAUAAACUUACAUCCACUGUGGAAAUCCUGAUUCAUCACCAUUCCCUUCCUAUCCCAACCCGGUCUUUCUCCAGUUCUUCCCAUCUCAAAACGUAGAGCUACCACUCACACAGCUGCUCUAGAGAAAACCUGGGAAUUGUUGAUCCAUAAUUCAUUCUGUCCCUCACCCCCUAUCCUGCCCGUCACUGAGUCCUGUGGGCUGUAUCUUCCAAAUGUGUCUCGAGUCUCCUUUUCUCACCACCCUAAUCCAGGCUACCAUCACCUUGGCCUGGAGGCCUGUACCAGCUUCCCCACUGAUCACCCUGCUUCCAUUCCUGCCACCCUCCUUCCCAUUCUCCGCACAACCCCAGUUAUCCUCUAAAAAAUGUACAUCAGACCACUUUGCCCCUCUAUCAGAGUCUCUUCUGGUUUCCCAUCACUCUCAGAAUAGAAUCAAAAUUAUCACCAUGGUCCCCAGGCUCUUCUCACUCUGGACCUCUUUGCCAUGACACUAGGGUCCUACAGACUUCUUGGUUUCUCAAGCCCACCAAGCUAUCCCUGCCUGAGGUCCUUCUCUCCUGCCAUCCCUGCUGUCUGGAAUGUCCUUCCUCUGUCCCUUCCCAUGGCUGGCUCCUAUUCAUUCCUCGGUUUCAGCUCAAUGAUGUCACCUCCUCAAGGAAUUCUUCCCCAGCUGCCCUUCUAGAAUAAGUCCUCCCCGUAUUCUCCAUCUGUGCACUCUUUGGGUUUUCUUGAGGGCAUUGGGCUCAGUCGUAACCACAUUUGCAUUUGCUUGUUUUCUUGUGAUCAAAUGCUGAUGUGCUGUCUGAAGACGGAACCAGACACAGCACAUAGUAGGUCCCCGGGCCUGACAUGCCUCUGGUGCCACUGGUGCCUGUGGGGUGUGUGCCACCCUCAGUGUGCAGUCACAGUUGCUCUUUCCUUAGCUGGACAGCCCUUCAUCUCUCUGACUGGUCCAUCUCAGAGGACAAGCCCUGGAGACUCGGUGCCUUUCAACUGUACUGCUGGCCCCUUCAACUCCAGGGACUUCUCCCGGGACUUCAAUGUUACCUGGUUGAAGGACAGUGAUGAACAUCCAGCCUCAGCUCAGCGCCUGGUGCCUGACAAUGAAGGCAAUGACUUCAUCACCAGCAAGGCAUGGGUGACACUGACCCGAAAGGAUGUCUCAUCUGAGAUCACCUGCGAAGUCACCCACAGGGCCCUGGUAGAGCCCCUGAAAACAACCAUGAAUCUCUCCCAAGUGCUCCGAGUUGUCCCCACCCUGAAGAUCACCACUGAAACCUCUGGGACCCGUGUACGUGUGCAAGACAGAGUGAAUCUCACCUGCCACGUCCUUCACUUCUAUCCCGCCCACCUGCGACUCACCUGGAUGGAGAACAGGCGCAUGAUUCAGACCCUGGUGUCCCCUCAGGCCACCAGAAAUCGAGAUGGGACAUACUCUCUGGAGCACACGUGGCAGGCAGAGGUCACGCCGGAGGAGCGUGAGUUUGCUUGCUGGGUCAUCCACGAUGAGCAGCCCCCACUCAAGGCCAAUGUCACCCUGCAAGGUCAGGUGCACAGGCAGGGGAAAGGCCGGAGUGUGCAGCCUUACAAGUUGCAAGGCCCCCUUCAGCGAUCUGAGCCCGGCACAAGGAUCCGAUUGACCUAUACGUCCUCAGGGUUUGCAACACACCAGGUUACUGUGACCUGGCUUAAAAACAAACAUGAGCUCCCAAACCCCCAGACCAGCAUCCAGUACAGUGGACACACCUACAAUGUGACCAGCAGUGUGCUUGUCCUGCUGACGGAUGAUGAUGUAUUCUCCCACGUCAUUUGCCAUGUUGAGCAGAAGUUGACGCUGUUUUUCCAGAAAACCAUUGGCCUGGACCAGUACCUCCGGGAACCCAUGGCAGUUGUGUGGAGGCACCUUACCCUGCCCUCUUCUCCACGGGCACUACCCCAGUUACCAAGAUUUCAACACCCGGAGUCCUCCAUUCUCAGGCCUUGCUCUUUUCUUCGUGAGAUCCCUGUCCUCUCCUGGUGUGCUGAAAGGGAAAGACUAAGUUCAGUUCCCCCUACAGUGACAGUGUUCCAGUCUUCCACCUCCUCCAGCUUGGUGGCCGUUACUUGCCUCGUGCAAAGAUUCUAUCCACAAAACGUGCACCUCACCUGGCUAGAGGAUUGCCAUACACUCAAAGGCACUGAGCAACCGACAUUCAAGAAGAAUGAUGAUGGGUCUUACACCCUGGAAAACCUGCUGCUGGUGAAUGCAUCAGUGCAGGGGCCUGAGCGGGUGCUUACCUGCAUGGUGGAACAUGAGGGACAGCCUCCCAAACGGGCCAACCUCAUACUGUCCACAACAGCCCACACCGCUUAUAAGCCCAUUGGGAGCACAGGUCCAGAGAUGCCCGCCCUUAUCUUUGUGGUUUUCCUCCUGGGCCUCAAGGUGCUACUGGUGAUGAGUUUCACAGCGACCUACAUCUGCAGGAGGUGGAACCUGUGACAGCCCCUGCAUGCCCUGUGAUACAUUACUUCCAGCCCUCUUGAAGGGGUUCAAGCGGGGAGAAGCUGCAAGGACUUAUAGGUCACUAAAGACCCCUUUAUUCCGUCCCUGCCACCACCAUCGCAGACACGCUCCCUUCCGCACACCCUUCUGAUGUUCCUUCCCUCAGAGCUUUGGAGCUGAGUCAGGGACGGAUUUACUUCAUAAGGAUUCCAGGGAUGUCUUGACCCUCAUGUACUGAGCUUCAAAUUGGCCCUGCUUCCACACAAGAGAAUUAAGCUGAUCAAGAAAAGAAGUUUCCAUUCUACCCUGGUCAUGAACAAUCCUUAAUUUUCAGAGCAGUUUUUACUUUUGUGCAGGGUUUUUGAAAAUAUGAUUUCAUUUGAACACACAUAUAUUUUGAAAUCACUGGUAAGUUGCAUGAGCAUUUUUAUCUUCUGAAAUGUACAGAAAAAAUACAAGCCAUACCCAAGCACCUACCAUCCUAUCUUUUAAAAAUAGUAACAUUUGCCAUUGUAAUCUUCAGUUCUAAAAAAAAAACACUGUUCUGAAUUUGUUUAUCAUUCUCAAGCAUGACUUUAUAACUUUAUAACAUAUGUAUAAAUCCUCAAGCAAUGUAUAGUAUAACUUUUAUAUUUUUAACAUUAUAUAAAUGCUAUGAUACUGUACACAGCACUCUGGAACUUUAUUUUUUAUGCUUAACACAGUUUGUGAGGUUUCUUCCUGUUGAUAUGUGGAGCUACAUUUUAUUCAUUUUGCACUGUUCUGUGGUCUUCUCUUGUAAGAACAUGCCACAAUGUAUCAGUUCUUCUCAAGAUAGAUGUUGAAGCUUCAUUCAGUGCUUUGCUAGUACAACUUUGCAGCCAACAUUCUUAUAUUUGUUUCCCUGGGGAUGUGUGGGAGAGUCCGCCUUGUUCCUCUAGCUUGGUGCACAAAGCUGCAGUAUUGGUAUGA
Molecule: messenger RNA, 5776 nt
Organism: Rhinopithecus roxellana (golden snub-nosed monkey)
Lineage: Eukaryota; Metazoa; Chordata; Mammalia; Primates; Cercopithecidae
Product: tyrosine-protein phosphatase non-receptor type substrate 1-like
Exons: 7
Coding region: 3131-4822 (563 amino acids)
Cellular component (GO): plasma membrane
Source: RefSeq, a predicted model, not a curated record